Messenger RNA from Porites lobata, 2475 nucleotides. NCBI's taxonomy places the organism in Eukaryota, Metazoa, Cnidaria, Anthozoa, Scleractinia, Poritidae. The record is from the annotation of a GenBank genome assembly.
CCCAAGUCCCCUCCUCCAUAAAAUCGAGUCGGCCAUUUUCAUUUUGGUCGUUCGUGUCGUUCUUCGGUUUUUGCUUGUUUGUUUCCGCAACGAAACACGUCACGCUCAAGUGAUGAAGCCGAUGAAAGUCUUUUUUAUGUUCUUUUUUUGCUUUUUUGUAUGCUUUAUGAGAAGGUAUGUUUUUAUUUCUAUUUUUCAUUAAGCUUAACUGUACUGCAUGGUUUUCACAGUGACGCUAUCAAAGUGUAAGCUUGCAGUUAAAAAAGCGAGGUUUUACGCUGUUUUGUUCAUACAUACACUGUACCAGGUUGAAGAUAAUAAAAGAUAGGUCUAUGUACAAGUUUCCAGAAAAGAAAGAGCUUUUAUUGAAAAAGUAAAUUCCAGAUGUUUUUGUUGCUUUCCAGCGGCCAUGUUAUUGGAUAUGAGACUUUGACUUUGAUCUUUCCCAGUUUAUUUUUUUGGUGCUGUGUUUAUUGUAUGACAGUAAAAACGAUCUACUGGACUGUAAAAAAUUAUAUUUUCUUCUUAUUUUGCUUCUUUUGUUUUCUAUGACACACAGUGGACAUGCUAACAGGCAACUACAGCGGUUUGUAUCGUCUAUUCAACAACUGUUGCAAGAAGUUGAUAGGUGUCGUAGUUCUCCUUUAGAUAGGGAAACUGCCGAUUUUUUACUCCUUAGGUUAGGUGGUGCAGUUCGCCAUAUGCAACAAGUUCUUUCCUUUGUAGAGAGAUCGGGUCAGUUUUCACCAACUGAAGUGAAUGAUCUGAGGAAUCUCGCAAGGGACAUAAGGGUAAUUGAGCAGUUAUUUCAGGAAUUACCAGUAUUCUCUCCUAGGUCAUGCUAUAGAGCACCUGUUAGGCACACUGGUUCUGUGGGCCGUCCUGCUUAUGAAAUUUCCAGGGAACAGUUGAUGCUCUUGCGGUCAUGUUUCUUUUCGUGGAGCACCAUUGCUAGCAUUCUGGGAGUAUCACGAUGGACUAUCCACAGAAGGGUCAAUGAGUUAGAGAUUCCCCAUUCCUUUGUGACAUAUUCACACAUUCCAGAUAUUGACUUGCAGCAAAUAGUACAAGAAGAACUUGUUUCAAUGCCUCGUUGUGGGGAACGAUACAUGCAAGGGGCUCUCAGAAGGCGUGGUAUAUGGGUCCAGCGCUGGAGGGUGCGUGAUGCCCUGAUCAAUCUGGAUCCAAUAGGCAGAGCCUGCCGCUGGGCUCAGCAAAUUCCUCGAAGGCCAUACCGAGUUCCACAUCCCAAUUUCCUAUGGCACAUUGACAGUAAUUUAAAGUUACGGCACUGGCGUUUUGUAAUUCAUGGAGGUAUUGAUGGUUAUUCCAGGCUGAUUGUUUACCUCAGAUGCAGUAACAACAAUAGAGCUGCUACAGUGCUUUCAUUGUUCCGCGAAUCAAUAAAUAUAUGGGGUUUGCCUUCCCGGGUAAGAGCAGAUGAUGGUGGAGAAAAUGUUGCUGUAGGAGAUGUUAUGGUUCAUUAUAGGGGGGAAAGUCGUGGUAGUUUUAUCACAGGACCAAGUGUUCACAACACAAGGAUUGAGAGGUUAUGGCGUGAAGUGGUUCACUGUAUAUUGUUCUCCUUCAAAAAUGUCUUUCUGCAUUUGGAACAAAUGGGUUUGCUAAUUCGCAGCAAUGAUAUUGAUCUUUAUGCACUCCAUUAUGUCUACAUGCCAAGGAUCAAUACUGCUUUAACACAAUUUGUGGACACUUUUAAUAACCAUGGACUUUCUAGUGAACAUGGCCUUACUCCUCAUCAGCUAUGGAUUUCUGGAAUUCUGCAGCAUCAUUCGUCCAAUUACUCUGGUGUUCGAGGGAUCAUAGACAAUUCAUUACCUGAAGAUCUUAAUAUGUAUGGAGAUGACCCCAAUGCACCUACACCUCAAGGGGAUGAUUUAUCUGGGGUGGAAGUGCCACAAAAUUCAUUACAUGUUCCACUUCAUGUUAUAACUGUGCUGCAUGAAACAUUUCCUCCUGGGGUGGAAGAUAGUAACCAAGGAAUGAACAUUUAUUUUCAAGUUAGACAAUUUUUAAUGUGUUAUUUUGCCUCUGGUUUCUAAAAAAACGCUACGGCCUUUUGAUGCUGUCACAGAGGUUAUUAUGGAGUUUAGAUAUUGGUAAAUAUUGUGGAUGUGUGGACAAUGCUGACUCCUGGGUUUAACUAAAAUAUGUUAUAUCAGUUGAGACAUUUGCAGCUUUCACUGUCCAUGUACUAGUCAAUAACGUACCUCUGACUCCUGAUUAUGCACAGUAAAAGAUUUUAUUGUGCUUCAGUUGAGUAUUGCAGAAGUCUCGACUGUACAACUGGCAGACAUAAAUCUGCUGUGUUAAAGAAUAAGAGCGCAUAUAAGUCAAAUUUUAUGGUUUUGAUUUUCCUUUUGUCCAAUUGAAACAAUUUCAGUGAUUUGAGGUAUAGCUUCAAUUCUUCGGUGAUUAUAUUUGCUCAAUAACUAUCAUCAAUUUCUACCAUGC